Aspergillus ibericus CBS 121593 is the source of this 561-nucleotide messenger RNA. RefSeq lists its product as uncharacterized. The coding region runs from base 1 to 561 and encodes 186 amino acids. The transcript is spliced from 4 exons. NCBI's taxonomy places the organism in Eukaryota, Fungi, Ascomycota, Eurotiomycetes, Eurotiales, Aspergillaceae. The record is from RefSeq and is a predicted model, not a curated record.
AUGCGUUCCGCAUGGGUGGUUCUCACCGGGCCCGUCUGCUCCUGCUUCCAACUAUACCUAGCCUUAUUCUUCAUCAUCAUCAUCGCAAUCCUCCGGCGUCACUACGACAUACCCCGCCUCCCCUACAACGAAGACACCGUCAUCUCCCUCAUCAGCGACAUCUACCGCAUCUACCUCCAACUCAACUACAUCGCCCCCUCGGAAUUCAUCUGGGCCCCCCCAGAAGGCCACCCCAUCAACCAGACUCUGUGCGAGGAACUCCCGGAUGAUAUCCCCUUUAUGCCUUUUUCCACGGCCUUUGUAUAUAUCCACGAUGAUCAAACCCGGGCUGGUCGCGAUCCGGAUCGCUGGAUGUUCGACGAGCCGAGAGUGGAUUUUCUUCUACCGCAUGAGAUUGCGCUCUGUUGUGGGACUGAUGAGGGGAUUCAUCUGAUUCUGGAUACGAAGGAGAACACCAUUCGCGCAUGGGACUUCAACGACCCACCUCCCCAAGACGAAAACGGCGACGACGACUACCGGAAACUAUAUCCCCAUCAUGCACCGACGUAUCUCGCGUCGUAA